UUUCAUAUAUUUACCACUCAGUUUUCGAGAAUCGUGUGUUGUUUCCUUUCAUUUCGCACUCGUAUACUUUCAUCGGAUAGAAAACGUGUUAUAUCGAUUGAUUAACAUUUUAUACGAAAUAUUUGUUAUUCGUAUAAUGAAGGAAAAAACGGAUCAAGAUGAUGAGAUACAUAUGACAACGCCUGAACUCAUAGAACAUCACGGUUAUAUAUCUGAAACUCAUUAUAUUUGGACGGAAGAUGAUUAUUGUCUAACUGUACAUAGAAUCAUAGGACCCAAAACAUCUAAUGUACAAUUGACAAAUUCCAAUGUCACAUCUAACACAGAACAAAUCGUUACUGAUAACUUAGAAAACUCUACUCUAUUGAAUUUAAACAAAUCGAUCAAUUCUGAAAAUAAUUCUUCACCUAGACCGCCAGUUAUAGUAAAUCAUGGAGUACUUUCCAGUUCUGCGGAUUGGGUUUUGCUUGGACCGCAGAAAGCUCUUGCAUAUACUCUGUGUCAAGCUGGUUAUGAUGUAUGGUUGGCAAAUGCACGUGGUAACGCGUACUCCAAGAAGCAUAAAAUCUAUACACCGAAGAACAGAGAGUUCUGGGAUUUUAGUUAUCACGAGGUAGGGUAUUAUGAUAUACCAGCGAUAAUAGAUUAUGUUUUGGAAAAAACUGCCCAUUCGGAACUGUCUUAUAUUGGCUACAGUCAAGGGACAACUGCUUUUUAUGUAAUGGGAAGCGAAAGACCUGAAUAUAAUGCCAAAGUUAAAGUAAUGGUCAGCUUAGCGCCAAUAGCUUUUUUAUAUAACCAGCAAAGUCCUUUACUCAAAUUAGUAGUGCAUUUUUAUAAUUUAGUGGAGUGGGGUUCUUUUUAUUGCAAUAUACAUCAGUGGUUCCCUUACAGUAAACUUCAAGCACGUGCAGUUAGUACGAUUAUUCGUAAUGCUCCUCCCGUAUUGACAAACACUGUUUGCAAUUGUUGGUUCCACAUAAUUGCUGGAUUUGGUAGUAAUCAACUCGACAAAAAUAUGUUUCCUCUAAUUUUUGGACACUUUCCAGCUGGUGCUUCAGCCAAACAGAUUAUUCAUUACAGUCAAGCAAUUGUAACAGGAUCAUUUAGAAAGUUUGAUUAUGGGAUUAACCAAAAUUUAAAAAGAUAUGGUUCCACUCAACCACCGAAAUAUAAUUUAAGAAAAGUUAACGUUCCAGUGGCUAUUUUUUAUGGAGAAAAUGAUUCUUUAACGCAUUAUUUGGAUGUGCAAAAAAUUAUGGACGAGUUACCUAAUGUAAUAGAGACGAAGAAAAUUGAAUAUUCGAAAUUUAAUCAUGUUGAUUUUCUAUGGGGGAGAGAUGCCAAAACACUUGUUUAUAAUAGCGUUGUAGCAGUAUUAAAACGAUUCUAAUUACACUUAUAAAUAUUAGAAUGCAUUUUGGAAAAAAUGAUUAUUAUAUAUAUAUAUAUAUGAAAAGAAUUCAUAUCCAAAUAAUAAGAAAGAUAUGCAUUUGUAAAAAGUUGAUCAAAGGACUCCGGAAAGCUCAAAGAUUAGAACAGUCAUUCAGAAAGCAGCAAAUCCGAGUUCGAGUUCCAGUUAGUCCAGUUAGUCCAAUGGCCUAAUUUUUUCGUGAAUCGUACAUAUUUAUAUAUAAUGGAUAUUAUUUAUAUAUAAUAGGUGUACAUAUAUUUAUAUCGAUAUUGUUAAUAAAUAUAUUAUAAAUAAUAUGUUCUUAUAACAAUAUUAUAAUAUCAUAGAAAGAUAUAUAAGAAACAACGUGCUUCCAUGAAGUAGUAGUACUCUUUAUAUAUAAUAUAUAAAAUUUCAUUUCCUAUGAUAUUUGUAUUAUAAUAUAAAUGUGGUA
Polistes canadensis is the source of this 1847-nucleotide messenger RNA. RefSeq names its product lipase 3-like. Lineage: Eukaryota; Metazoa; Arthropoda; Insecta; Hymenoptera; Vespidae. The coding region runs from base 137 to 1393 and encodes 418 amino acids. The transcript is spliced from 7 exons. Gene Ontology annotation, biological process: lipid metabolic process. Gene Ontology annotation, molecular function: hydrolase activity, acting on ester bonds. The record is from RefSeq and is a predicted model, not a curated record.